This is a messenger RNA of Sceloporus undulatus (fence lizard), 1399 nucleotides long. It is a transcript of the gene C7H9orf43, whose product is annotated as chromosome 7 C9orf43 homolog. Bases 257 to 1399 code for a protein of 380 amino acids. The transcript is spliced from 7 exons. The record is from RefSeq and is a predicted model, not a curated record. Lineage: Eukaryota; Metazoa; Chordata; Lepidosauria; Squamata; Phrynosomatidae.
GGCUGAGAGAGCGGCUCUUCCGAAGGCCAAGCGGAGGAGGCUCUUUGGAGGGCGGGCGGGCAGUUCUCUCCCGGCCCCGAGGGAAGGGGUCCCGCGGGGAGAGAGAGUGCCACGGGCGCCCCGCUCUCGACCUGAAAGCCUCCUUUCUCCUCCAGGGAGGCCAGGCUCCCCGUGGACCCCCACAGUUUGGCCCAAGGGGCUUCCAUCAGGAAGCUGAAGCCACCCCCGAAGCCUCUCCGGGGGAAGGAGCCCCAGGAUGGCAGGCAGCGCGGGGGCCGGACGCUGGGACGAGACCGUCUGCGACAGCCUGGCUUGCCAGCACCCGCCUUGCUGGGAGGCGCUGCGGAGGGUCGAGAGUGGGAACCCCCGGCCCGCCUUGGCAGCGCCAGGCAGACGGAGCCCUCCGGAGGACGGAGGUGAGCAGGGCCCCGCUUGCCAGGGAGCCUUGGCGAGGGAGGCAGGGGAGCCUUCCUGGGAGCCUGACCCCACGUGGCUUCGCCAUCCAUGUUCAGGGGAACUGCCCACCCUGAAGAUUGUCAACCUUCCCCUCAACUGUUCCUGGAGAGAGAGGAUCAAAGGCAGUGACAGCUAUGGCUCCAUUUCCAAAGCCAUCUCCAGCAUGAAAGACGACAGGAGCUACUUCUCAAGCUCCCCCCAGAACGAGCCUUUGAUGCCCCCCGUCUCAGUCCUGAGUUCGGAAAGGGAUCCCUUCCCAGGACUCAACUCCCGGGUGGAUUCUCAGACCCCGCACUUCUUACCAAUCAGCCUCACCUGCUGGAGGCAAGCUGAGAAAAUACAGGUGACGGAUAUCAGUGAAUUUGCAAUACACAGGCUUGGUUAUCAGCUGCCCUGUGGGAACUUGGUGGUCAGGUGGAUCCCAUCCACCCGGCCCAAACCUUUGCGACCCCAAAAGCCAGCUGCAAGGGCUGUGACACCUCCUCAAAGGAUGUGUGUGAAAGACCUCUUGUUGGAAAGCAACCUUGCUUUUAAGGAGAUCCAAGGAGAGAUGGUAAGUGAACAAACUCAUUCCACAGAAAAGAAAAAAAAUCAAGCAAAGUCCCCACCGGAGGCCAGCCUUACCUCCUUCAUCUCAGGAGGAACAAGCAGGUUCCGGCUGACACAUCAAGGCUCAGUACCCAGCUGGCAUCGGAUGCCAGGCCUGAUGACGCAGCUGGACAGAGCUGAUGCCCCUAGCCACAGAACAGAGGGAGGAAAAGGAAAAAUAACUCGGAUGUUCCAGGAAUCCUCUACAGAGGGCUGCAGGCCCCCAGGGCCCCCUGAGACCCAUCCCAGGAAGAAGCAGUUGGUGAAAUCUGUGGAGUGUAAGAACAUGAGGAACAAUCUGCUCACGGUGGGUGAGUGGUGCCGAUCCCUCCUCCUGGGGUCUGACUUGCGCUGA